Salvia hispanica is the source of this 2198-nucleotide messenger RNA. RefSeq names its product nitroreductase family protein. The record is from RefSeq and is a predicted model, not a curated record. Gene Ontology annotation, molecular function: oxidoreductase activity. Lineage: Eukaryota; Viridiplantae; Streptophyta; Magnoliopsida; Lamiales; Lamiaceae.
CCUCAAAAAAAGCAGGGGAGAAGUGGCGAGAAUCAAAACAACGUAGAGCAGUCCAGAAACUUGUGAAACUAACAAGAAUCUUUCACAUUUGCUAUUCCAUUGCUGUAAUGCACAGCAUCAUUCACCACCGCCUCCCACUCUCUCUCCCAGCAAGGCUCGUGCCUUCCCUCAGCAUCUCCACCUCUUCCCAACAACCCGCCAUGGAAGAGAAGCAGCAGGAGCUCAUCAAUCAAGUCCUCACAUACCACCACCAAACCAAACACUCCUUCACCAAAUACGCCCGCUCCGCCCCCUCCCUCGACUGGGCCAACCAGCCCAAUCCCUUCCGCCGCUACCUCUCCUCCCCCCUCCUCCCCCUCCCCCACCCCGAUCACCCCAAUCCCACCUCCCCCCCUUACCCCUCCCUCUCCAAUUCCCUCCCGCCCCCAAAACCCCUCUCCCAAUCCACCAUCUCCGAAUUCCUCCACAACUCCCUCGCCCUCUCCGCCUGGAAAACCACCGGAUACUCCACUUGGUCGCUCCGCGUCAACCCCAGCAGCGGCAAUUUGCACCCCACCGAGGCUUACGUCGUCUCCCCACCUGUAAGCUCCCUCUCCGACUCCUCAUUCGUCGCCCACUACGCGCCCAAGGAGCACGCGCUCGAGCUCAGGGCUCUAAUCCCACAUGAAUUCUUCUCCCUGCUACCGAAAAAUUCAUUCUUGAUCGGGCUCGCGUCGGUGUUUUGGCGGGAGGCGUGGAAGUACGGGGAGAGGGCGUUUAGGUACUGCAAUCACGACGUGGGGCACGCGGCAGCGGCGGUGGCCAUGGCCGCCGCCGGGCUCGGGUGGGAUGUUAGGGUUUUAGAUGGAUUAGGGCAUGAGGAGCUGGAGAGAUUGAUGGGGUUGGAGGUUUUCCCCAAAUUUCACAUUCCGAGCAGGCCGGUGAAGGGGAGGAUGCCCGAGCUCGAAUUCGAGCAUCCUGAUUGUGUGUUGCUGGUUUUCCCCAGUGAUUCAGGGGAAUUCGAGGUUGAUUACGGGAAGCUGAGAUCGGCGGUGAUGGAAUUUUCGAAUCUUGAAUGGAAGGGGAAGCCGAAUGUGCUUAGUAAGGAGCAUGUGUGUUGGGAUGUCAUAUAUAGAACAGCGGAGGCUGCGGUGAAGCCAUUCGAGAUGGGGAAAGAGUUGGUGGCGGAGAUGUUUAGGAGUAGUGGGAUGAUUAGUGAGAGUUGUUAUAAGGGGUUUAGUCUGAGUGAGGUGGUGAGGAAGCGUAGGAGUGCAGUUGAUAUGGAUGGUGUUACUGUGAUGGAGAAGGAGACAUUUUAUCAGAUUUUGCUGCAUUGUAUGCCUUCGGGCGGUGGAGUGAGCCAGGGGAAGCAGUUGGCAUUGCCCUUCCGGGCCCUGCCUUGGACCUGUCAAGUUCAUGCCGUUCUUUUUGUUCAUAGAGUUGUGGGUUUGCCUAAUGGUUUAUACUUCUUGGUGAGGAAUGAGGACCAUUUCAAUGAUAUUAAAUCUUCCACAAAGUCGGAAUUUAAGUGGGCGAAGCCUGAUGGCUGCCCAGACGACCUUCCUCUCUACGAGCUCGAACAAAAUGACUGUCGCGAGCUCUCCAAGCGGCUUUCCUGUCAUCAGGACAUUGCUGCUGAUGGCUGCUUCAGCCUUGGUAUGGUGGCUCAUCUUGAGCCAACUUUGCGGGGGAUUGGUGCAUGGAUGUAUCCACGGCUAUUUUGGGAAACUGGAGUUCUUGGUCAAAUUCUCUAUCUCGAAGCACAUGCAGUCGGGGUUUCUGCUACUGGAAUUGGUUGCUUUUUUGAUGAUCCUGUGCACGAGAUUCUCGGGUUGCAGGGCUCCAAGUUUCAGAGCCUUUAUCAUUUCACGGUUGGUGGCCCGGUGGCGGAUAAGCGGAUAAUGACCUUACCUGCGUAUCCCGGGCCCAGCUGUGAUGCUUAAAACAACAGUGCAAUGAAAAAUAAAAUGCCCAAAGUGAUCAUCAUUCAUCAAAGGACUUGGUAAGGAAAUUGAUUGUUUGCAGCUAAUGAAAAUUGUUACAGUAUAUAAAAGGUUUUAUUGAAUUUAAGUAGGUAGAUCAAAGCAGGUGUAAAUGGCUGUAUGUUUACAUAUUGAUGCAAAUUUUGUAAUAUCUUAGCACGAAUCAAGAUUUUAUUUAAGAUUUGAUGAUAUUGUACCGAAUAAAUAUCAUGAAUAAAUAAUAAUUGAUGUACCAAA